Molecule: messenger RNA, 258 nt
Organism: Caenorhabditis remanei
Lineage: Eukaryota; Metazoa; Nematoda; Chromadorea; Rhabditida; Rhabditidae
Exons: 3
Coding region: 1-258 (85 amino acids)
Source: RefSeq, a predicted model, not a curated record
AUGGCUGUUAAAGUCGAAAUUUCUGAACCAACAUCACAACUUGUAAGUUCUGAACUAUGUAUCCAAAAGUAUGGAGGAGUUUUGAGUGGAUUUGACACAAUGGAUGAAAUAAAUUAUAUGAUUGGUCAGAUAUCACAGUUCCUCUGUUCUCAUCCACUACAUCGUAUCCAUGGGAUGGAUACUGGAUUAAUGGAUUUCGAAAAGAAACGUGUCGCUUCUCGAAUCAAACUGACCCAGAUUGCCCCGGAAUCAAAGUAG